AUGGAACAGAAUGGAGUUCGACACAUAACAGUAGCUCCCUACCAUCCAUCUUCAAAUGGCCUUGCUGAGAAAGCUGUCAACAUUUUUAAGGGUGGACUUAAGCACUCUGAUGGAACUCUAGAAAGCAAGCUGAUGCGAGUAUUGUCUAAAUACCGCGCUACACCUCACACAAGUACUGGGGAAACGCCUUCUAAGCUUUUGAUGGGCCGUGAAUUAAAGACACCCCUUGAUAAUUUACGUCCAAACCUAAACAGCAAAGUUGAGAGUAAGCAACAACAACAGAAAGAACAUCAUGACAAGAGAGCUGUUCAAAGAACUUUCUCUGUUGGAGACCUUGUUUAUGCGAGAAACUUUGGAAGGGGUGACGCGUGGUUACCUGGCCUUUUGGUCGCACAGACAGGCCCAAUGUCGUUUUUUGUCGAGUUGCUGCAAGGUGGUUUGGUCAGAAAGCAUCAAGACCAGAUACGUAUGCGCUUCACCAAAGACAGUGCAACACCAGGUUUACUUCAGCUUCAGGAGACGCAGCUUCCUUUGCCAGAAAUUAGAGAUGCUUUAAUUGUGCCUGAUUUCAGCUGA
This is a messenger RNA of Exaiptasia diaphana, 576 nucleotides long. RefSeq lists its product as uncharacterized. The coding region runs from base 1 to 576 and encodes 191 amino acids. NCBI's taxonomy places the organism in Eukaryota, Metazoa, Cnidaria, Anthozoa, Actiniaria, Aiptasiidae. Gene Ontology annotation, molecular function: nucleic acid binding. The transcript has a single exon. The record is from RefSeq and is a predicted model, not a curated record.